AUGACAUCUCUUUCAAAUAACAAAGCUGAUGAUGGUGAGGUUGUAAUGAAAUCUUUCGAGACUUCUAACGAUAACGACAUUAAAGAUAUAGAUAUAAAUACAGCAGACAAUAACAGCUCAAAUAAUAUCAAUGAUAUUCCCCCAUUUUUACCAACGGGCUCAACUUGGGAAAUGAUAGGUGAUAUGUUACAAAACUUAACAAGCAAUCAAAUUAAAAAUUCAACUUCAACUUCAACCUCAACAUCUACCUCUACAUCAACAUCAACAUCUACAUCGGCAACCACAGUUCCAAUGAGUACUUUAGCAUCAAAAGCUGAAGAUGAUAAAGAAAAUGGUGUUGCCACAACAAAAAAUGAUGAAACCGAUAGCAAUAAUAAUGAUAAUGGUAAUAAUGAUAUAAAUAGCUCUGGUUAUAACUUUUUAAGUGAAAAUUAUAUGGAUAUAUUUGGAAUUUUACCAUCAAAAGACCCAUUGGUUUUAUCAAUAUGUCAUAAAUGUACAAAACCAAUUAAACAAUCUAGAUUCAUAUCACACUUUGAAAAUUGUGUUGGAAAUUCAUUAAACUCUUCAUCAUCUUCCUCACAAUCAUCAACUCCAUCACCAACUGAUAAUAAUAUAAAUAAUGGUGGUAGUGUUAUUAUAAAUAGUGUAGAUACAAAUAUAGAUCAAGGUAGUGAUAAUGAUAAGGUUAAUAUAGUAUCAGCAUCAUCGGUCACAGCUCCAGCUAGUAAACCAUCACCCGAUCCAAAGAAAAAAGCAAAUCAAGGUAUUGGAAGAGGGAGACCAAAAAAAAAAGUUGAUCCACCAAAACAAUCUGAACCAAUGAUUAUAGAUACACCUAUUACAACCAAUAAUAAUAGUAAUAGUAAUAGUAAUAACAAUAAUAGUAAUGGUAAUAAUAUUGACGAUGAUAUACCACCAAUACCAUCUCAAACACAGCAAAAAGAUGGAGUAAAUAAUGAUUCCUCAAAUAGUAAUAAUACUUCAGCACAAACAACAAAUACUACAGUAACAGGUUCAUCAUCAUUAAGUAGUUCAAGUUCUGGGAUACCAAAUAGUACAGCAAGUGGGGAACAACAAAUUUAUAAAAAAAUUGGACAACCAUUAACAGCUAGAAAAAGAACAUACGAUUCAAUGAAGGCUUCAUCUAAUAAAUUAAAUAUCGAUGGUUCUGCUUCCUCAACGACUAAUGAGGAGAAUAAUGCAAAUAGUAAUGUAUUGUCAACAAGCCCACACUUAAGUUCUUUACCAGGUUCAUCAACAACCACUACAAAUGAUAAUAAGAAUGUAGAUAUAAAUUUAAAUAUUAAUGAUAAGGACCAAUUAUUAAAUAACGAAAACAAUAAAAAUAGUGAAAAUAAUAAUAAUAAUAAUAAUAAUAAUAAUAAUAAUAAUAAUAAUAAUAAUAAUAAUAAUAAUAAUAAUAAUAAUAAUAAUAAUAAUAAUAAUAAUAAUAACAACAGUAAUAAUAAUAAUAGUAAUAAUGAUAAUAGUAAUGAUAAUAAUAUUAAUAAUAAUGAUAACAAUCAAAAUAGUGCAGAUAAUAAAAGCAGUAAUAAUGAUAAUAAUGAUAAAAAUGAUAAUAAAAAUGAAAAUAUGAAUAAUAAUAUUAAUAAUAGCAACAAUAACAAUAGCAAUAACAAUAAUAAUAGUGAUAAUAAUAAUAACAAUAAUAAUAAUAAUAAUAAUAAUAACAAUAAUAAUAAUAAUAAUAACAACAACAACAACAACAACAACAACAACAACAACAACAACAACGACAACAAUAAUAAUAAUAAUAAUAAUAAUAAUAAUAAUAAUAAUAAUAAUAAUAAUAAUAAUAAUAAUAAUAAUAAUAAUAACAAAAAUAAUAUUAUAUCUAACCCAAAUAGUAGUGCUAACUCACCAGUAUUGUCAUCACAAUUUCAAAAUACUGUUUCUGUUUAUAAUGUUGUACCAAUAAUACCUUUAGCUUACAAAUCAAUUACAAUUGGUUCAAACUCAAGAUUUAAAAAGAUGUUUUUAGGAGAAAAGCCAAAAGUAUCAAUUGUUUCAGAAGAUGAUACCGAUAAUACUGAUGAAUCUGAUACUGAUGAAUCAAAUAAACAAAAAGAUAGUGUUAGACCAUUAGGCACCCCACCAGCAAAUAUUGGUGUUUUUAUAUUAAAAUCAUCUGUAAGGGCUAAAAAUUAUCAACAGAAAUUAAUGGAACAACAAAUGCAACAACAACAACAAAUACAUCAACAACAACAAAUGCAAAACCAAAUUAAACAACAACAAAUUCAAAUUCAACAACAACAAAUCCAAAUUCAGCAGCAACAACAACAAUUGCAAAUACAACAACAAUUACAACAAGCACAACAAGUUGCUCAAAAACAACAAAGAUCAACUGUUCAAACAACUCAAACACCUAUAAACCCACAGUCCGUUUCAUCAACACUUUCUAUGGCCAAUGCCCAACAAAAGAUUAGUACAUCAAAUACAUCACCCAUCGUAGGAGAAUCACCUGUAAAUAACAAUGCUACAACUACAGCUAAUACAAAUACAGCACUAUUAACUUCACCUUCUACAGAAAAGAAAGAGAAGGAAAGGGAAAAAGAGAAGGAAAAAGAGAAAGAAAAAGAAAGGGAAAAAGAAAAAGAUGCAAAAUCAAAAAAACUUACUAAAAAAGAAAGAGAAAAGAUUGAAAAGGCAAAUGAGAAAUCAGAAAAAGAAAAAGAAAAGAAAAAGAAAACAAAAAAAGAAAAAGAAAAAGAAAAAGAAAGAGAAGAAAAGAAAUCCAAAUCAUCAAAGAAAAAAGAAGCAUUAAAAUCCAGUACCUCAUCAACUAGCAGUUCUUUACUUACACCUUCUACUACAGAUACAACAACAGCAGCAGCAACAACAACAGUGGCAACUGCAACCACAACAGCAAGCACUCCUUCCACAAAUAUAUCUACUCCAGCUCAACAACCCUCUACACCACAUAAUAGUAUUCAUUCUCCAAACCAAUCACAACCACUACAGAUUUCUCAAACACCACAAACACCACAAACACCCCAACCAAAUGUGCAACAACCACCUCAGCUAUCACCGCAACAACAUAACCAUUUAUCUCCACAGCCUACAGUUCAAAAUCCACAAGGUAUACCUCAAGUUUUAUUACAACAAAUGCAACAACAAGCUGCUCAACAACCACAGCUAUCCCAACUACAAUUAAACCAACAACCACAAUUAUUGCAACAACUUCAACAACAACCUCAACUACUACAUUUAAUUCAGCAACAGCAGCAACAACAACUAUUACAACAAGCACCUCAAAUUUUGCAACAACAUUUAAUAAAUCCAAUUUUUCAAGCACCUCCACAUGUGAUAAACCAACAAAAUGUAAAUUUAUCACCACAACAGGGUUAUUCAAGCACGCCAAUUCAAUCCCCUUUACAACAAACAUUCAGCCAAUCGCCAAACAAUGUACCAUCACCUCAAUCCCAAACAUCACAACAACCACAGCAGGCACAAUCACAGCAACAGAUACAACAAAUGCACUUUUUAAGACAAUUACAACAACAACAAAUACAACAAGGUCAACAACCAAGUUCACUUGUAAAUAAUACUUUUCAACAACCUCAAUUUGUUGGACUUAGAAAUUCUAAUGGUUUAAUCCAACAAGUUCCAUCACCACAGGUAGUAAACUCAUUAAUACAGCAACAACAACAACAACAACAAUUAAACCAACAACAAUUAAAUCAACAACAAUUAAACCAACAACAACUAUUACAACAACAGAUGAUCCAACAACAACAAUUAUUACAACAACAGCUAUUACAGCAACAAAAACAAUUUAAUCCAAAUCCCCAAUAA
This is a messenger RNA of Dictyostelium purpureum, 3819 nucleotides long. RefSeq lists its product as uncharacterized. The record is from RefSeq and is a predicted model, not a curated record. The coding region runs from base 1 to 3819 and encodes 1272 amino acids. NCBI's taxonomy places the organism in Eukaryota, Evosea, Eumycetozoa, Dictyosteliales, Dictyosteliaceae. The transcript has 2 exons.